This is a messenger RNA of Blastomyces dermatitidis ER-3, 4972 nucleotides long. RefSeq names its product C6 finger domain-containing protein. Bases 1027 to 4128 code for a protein of 1033 amino acids. The record is from RefSeq and is a predicted model, not a curated record. Gene Ontology annotation, biological process: positive regulation of transcription by RNA polymerase II. The transcript has 5 exons. NCBI's taxonomy places the organism in Eukaryota, Fungi, Ascomycota, Eurotiomycetes, Onygenales, Ajellomycetaceae. Gene Ontology annotation, cellular component: nucleus. Gene Ontology annotation, molecular function: zinc ion binding; transcription cis-regulatory region binding; DNA-binding transcription factor activity, RNA polymerase II-specific.
AAAAAAAAAAAAAAAAAAAAAAAGUAAAAGUAAACAUGGCGAACUAGUCAGACACAAUCAGUUAAGUAGUAACUUUACUGCGUAGUCCGCCGUCCGUAGUUACGGACUACUGAGUGGAGAGCCAUGCAUGCUGAUCAGCGAGUGGCUGGCACUGCACUUCCCCUUCUCCUUAGCUAGCGUCGGUUUGCCGGGUUUGCUGGGUUUGCUGGGUUUGCUGGGUUUGCUAGGCCCUGUCAAAAAACAUCAUCAUCUCGUCGGUCUUCUUGUCAAGCAGAAUUAAUUAACCGCUCAUCUACAAGUUCCGACGGAGAAAAAUAAGGGCAUGCCCAUGGAUGGAGACUCAGGCAGGGCCAACUCAUAUUCCUAUUUAUAAUCCUGGGAUCCUGGGCCGUUAACACAGCUCUAUUAUAGUGCAAAAUUCCAGGAUGAAGGCAGAAACAUCUCCGAUUCCCAAGCUUCGACUGCGCUCACACCACCUCCCUUUAUGUUAAGUCUUGGUAGGUUUUCAUUUCUGGGCUUAACCUCGAGCUGCUCUUCUCUUCCAAUUCUUUCUUUUAGAUAUAGCUCUCUUGGUCCCUCUUCUCGUCGAAUCGACUAUGGAAUGUGAUUGGUAAAGCCGUUGCAUGAUCAGUCCGGGGAUUCUCUGAGCAAACCCUCGGUUUCUCCUCCUCAUAUCUUCGGCAUUCAGUUGCUGAUAACCCCUAUAUUUCCAUCUUCAUUUGAUUCCUGUCUACUCCGUACACCUACACUCCAUUAUUAUUAUCUUGCGGCUCCAUUGCACUAAUUUCUCGGUGGGUUUGUUCAACCCUCUUGGGGUUCUCACCACCUGUUCCUCCCACCUGUGCUGAGCCCAGUGCUCGUAUCAUUUCACAACCCAAGCCCGCCAUCCACAUGGAUAUCAACCGAGCAUAGCCAUUCUGCCCACCCAGUUGCCCGCUCGUUUUUCUUGCCACAAAAUAAUUAUACAUUUACUUUUUCCUGCGUCAUUUCUUUCAUCUUGGAUCGCAUCACGAUAAACUAUUCGUCAUGGAAGGAAACGAUCCCCCGUCACCCAAACAGGCAGAAGCCCCCUUCAUGAGUCCAGCCCUACCCCCAGCGCUAACUCCAAAAAACGUCCCUCAACCAAAGGCCAAAGGUCCAAGGAGACGAACCAAAACAGGCUGCCUGACAUGCAGAAAACGUCGAAUAAAAUGCGGAGAGGAAAAGCCCACCUGCAACAAUUGCAGAAAAUCGAAAAGGGACUGCGAGGGAUAUGCCCAGCGUGUGAUCUUCAGAAACCCCGUUGGGCCUAUGUCCCACUUGGGGCACGGCCCAAUCCCCCCAAAUUACCUUCAGCCGAGACCUGGUGCAGAUCCCCUACCAUUCAUACGCCGUCCUCUCAGCUCCACGACGCUACAAGAGGACGCUUCUGGAGCACGCCAGUCUUUCAUCCCGCUGGCACCACGGCCGACUCAGUAUCCUGAUGACGUCGUGAAUAGUGAAUCCCAAUAUGUGUCUAGCCUGGAGCACCAACCUGGGCAUGUACAUGUACAUCCUGACCCGCAGAGCGGCCCAGUUCCACAGGACUAUUACACUCAGCCGUAUAAUUUUGAAAGCGCAGAGCAGACUAUCUCAGCUCAUUCUCAGGUACAGCCAGUUAUCUUGAAGUCCGAGUUUGGCGCAGCUUCGCCCAAGCAGUUCCUUCAUGACGACUCCCUCCAAGAUCAGAACAGCCAGCCUACUAUCAGUCCGAAGCAGACAACGCAUUAUCAUCCUCAUGUACCCUCCGGGAAACGCGAAAUCGGGCCACUUUACGAUCAGUCAAAUAGAAUUCCUCCCCUACAACAACCAUACCACAAACCUCAAUACGAAACGUAUGAAGUCGAGGCACAGCCAUCCACUAAUGGUUAUGCGCCAAGCUACUCAUAUCGUGAUGGUGGUCAACCGGCAAACUACUAUUACGAAGAAGAAAUUGACGAUUAUUACGAUGUUGAAACCGAUGAAGAAAUGGAAAUUCAAACCACUAAUAACUAUACUGAGUCGUACGAGCCACAAUCAGCCACCGCACAGCAGCUAAUAUACUCGUUCCGCUCAAUGACUGCUUUCUUAGGCGACGAAACUUCGCUGAUGUCAUAUACCCCUUCCCCUCUUGCAUCCCCUCUCAUGGAUCCUGAGGUAACAAGAAUAUUCUGUCAUUUUAUCACUGCUGUUGCACCGGUGCUGUCUAUCUUUGAGCGGCACCCGGUGAACCCGACAGUAAUUUUAUCCGCGUCAGCAGUCCCACCCUCCCAGCAAAGCUUAUGGACUUACACCGUGCCUACGCUUGCACUUAGAAAUCAAGGCUUGUUACACGCGAUUUUAGCACUUAGUAGCUAUCACAUUGCGAAAAUACAAGGGUUGUCCCUCAUGGCAUCGUUUCGUCAUUAUCACUACGCCAUUCGUCGUGUUUCCAAGGCCGUCAAACUCCCCGGUCGCCGUAAACAAACAGCAACCCUUGCCGCAACGCUGCUUCUUGGCUUUUAUGAAGUCAUGAGUGCUGAACACUCGAAAUGGAAUAGCCAUGUGGCUGGAGCUUCGCAACUCAUCCAAGAGAGUGAUUUUGGAAGGAUGACAAGGGAUAUCCGAUCGAUGAGAGCAAGGGCCAAGCAGGAGCACAUGCGGCUUACACAAUCAAUGCCGUGGCUGGGAAUGGGUGCCUCACAUUUUGGCAGCCGCUUCGAAAAUGACUUGUUCGCGGAUAAAGAAGCUGACAUUAAUGACGACUUUAUUAGCACCAUAAUGGGUCGACCCAUGAGUUACAAUAAUUUCGGGGAUGCGGAAAGGAUAAACCCUGCUACUGCGUCUGAACGGAAUCUAACAGAGGGCGAUAUAGAAGAGUAUCGAAUUCGAAGCGACCUGUAUUGGCUUUACUAUAAACAGGAUGUGUAUCAGAGCAUGGUCAGUGGGAAUCAGCUGCUGCUAUCAUAUAAUCGAUGGGGGGCAUGUCCACCCAGAGCAGGGAUUGGGAAGCUCGAUGCUGUUUAUGGAUCCAACGAUCACCUUAUAUUGUUACUUGCGCGAACUAUGGACUUCGUCGCAAGGGAUCGCGCAAGAAAAAUACAGGUGAUAAAGCAAAAUGGCGGGCGAUGGCGGCCUCCACCAGGAUUCUUCCCGCCUAGUAUGGGUCGUGGGGGACCUCCCGGUUCACAACAGGGACAGGGCGUCGGGGCAUCUGCUCCACCCGGACCUCCGCAAGGUCCGCCAGGCGACACAGCAUCAUCGACUAAUAAUAGGGAUAACAGCCCUCCCAUGUACGGAAUGGUCCCAAAUACAGGACCUGUGCGCCUCCCUUCCGGCUUCUCUGAAACGGCCCGUCGAUCUCCAUCCCCGAAAUCAGAUAACGAGAGCGAUGACCUGGAAACGCGAACGGAAAAAGCGGAAGCGGAGUGGAAGGAAAUCGUGGCGGCCUACGAUGCCUUUGAAAAAGCACUGGGACCGGGCUUCGCGCCGCUACCAGCGGACAGCGCCCCGCCAAUCGCCACGCCGUUCGGCCCUGCCCUUCAAUACCGCACGCACACCAUCGCCUGCAUCUGGGCCAUAUUUUACACGGGCCGCAUAAUCCUCGAAAGAGGGCAGCCGGGCAUGCCACCGGAGGCCAUGGUGGCCGCCGCUAUCUGCGCAUUCCGCACAGGCCAGUUCGCAAACAGCAUUGGUCGCAUCGUUGCUGGGAUCUACUACCCGCAACAAUUUGACGGCGAAACAGCAAACCUCAUACCAUCACUCUCCGCCGUACUCAUAGAGCUUAUGAUCCCGCUCUUCUACGCCGGCGUGCAGUAUACCGACCCGGCACAGCGUGGGUGGACGGUUGCCAAGCUACGCAACAUCGCGCGAUUGACAGGCGGCGGCUCGGCAACUGCCGUCGCCAGCGGUUGCGAAACAGCAUGGACGAAAGCGUUUGAGGCUGGCAGGGGCCCGCCGUACCAGCGGACGAUGAGUCCCAUGGCUCAUGUGGAUCAGGGACAGGGGACGGUAUCGCUUUUACCGAGCGACGAGAGGAAGUUUGUCACGGUUAAUCGGUCCGCGUCAUUGACAUGGGCUAUGGGAUUGUUAAGUUUGCAAGGGGAUUAUACAAGGUCUGAUGAGAGGGAGGAUGGUGGCGGUGGGCAGUGAGAGCUUGGGACAGAAGGGAACGGCAGUGUCUGUGGGGGCCGGGGGGGUACGGAGUCGGGGGUUGGGGGUUCGGUUACCCAUCAUAUCGUGACAUACGCGUAUUUAAUAAUGCUCGUUAUUGAUCGGGAUGUUGGCAAUCGUGUGGUUGGGAUGUAUGUGAUCUUCAUCCCUACAAAUAGCGGGAUUUUGUCCGUCGAGUCACUCUGCUCCGUCAGCUUCGGCGAUAUUUAUUAUUACUGCACGAGCCGGACAUAAAAGUACGUACGGAUUAGAAACCUUCCGUAAUACAGCUCUGGCAGAAAAUACACAAUAUAAACAACGCUUUAUCACUCUGCAUUUAUUUCCAAGGGCCAAGAAUUUAAGCUCUCCCACCCUUGUGACAUGGUAACUAAAAUGCUCCCCGCUGCCGCGCAAAUCAUUCUUCCGACACACAUACAUGCCUUCCCUGUGCGCUGGCAACGUCAACAUCCAGCUCUGCGCUGCAUGCCGCUGCGCCUCGCGAUCUGCUUUCCCCUCCGAGCGCUCCACAAAUCUUAAUAAGUGGCUAUGAUCUUACCUGGCAACAAGCCUAAGCUUGUUAUUGUCGAUCCCCCCCAGACGGCAUGCCUCAUGCUGCUUAGGCUAGCUUGAGCUCUAAUGGCGGAGCAACAUCUGAGGUUGUUGGCAAUAGUUGGUUUAUAUUAAGAAUCUAGCUGCAAUGUGACGACCUCUAGAUCAUGCGGUGACCACAGCAAAUGCCUCAGGGGGUUCAACUAUCUUCUUGAUCACCAUAGCAGUUAUACAAUAUUAGAUAAUUACAUAUAAAAAUAGAUGUAUAAUGAAGCUCUUCUUAACUUGACGUGCA